Messenger RNA from Canis lupus familiaris (dog), 4695 nucleotides. RefSeq names its product extensin-like. The transcript has 2 exons. The record is from RefSeq and is a predicted model, not a curated record. The coding region runs from base 152 to 625 and encodes 157 amino acids. NCBI's taxonomy places the organism in Eukaryota, Metazoa, Chordata, Mammalia, Carnivora, Canidae.
GGUGUUGGUAAGAGCGGGUCAGCGACGGCCUUUCCAAAAGGAUGUCUGAAUCGUAACUUACGCCGUGUCCUCGGGACAAUCUGACGCCAGGGUGACGGGGAGAGCCACCUCACUUCGGUCGUCGGUCGGUUCCUUCAUCCCCUUUCUCAGCAUGCGUCAGGCCGAGGCUGUGGAGAGAAGAGGCCCAGCGCGGUCAAGGGGGCGCCGAACCCACACGCCCCACACGCCCCACACGCCGCGGAGCCGGAGCGUGCGGCCGCCUCCUCGGCGUUGUCAGGCGCUGGCGGCGCCGCCCGCCUCAAGCACACCCCGAGGCGCCCGGCGAUACGCGCCCGGAGGAGGGGGAAGGCCCCGGAGCCGUGCGCUUCUUCAUCUUUGGGAAACGGGCAGCCAUCCUCCUGCAGGGCAAAUCGGGGCAAGGGAGGAACAUUUCACAGACCAUUACCCACGACACUCGGGUCUCCCGGCAAAAUGCCUGCAGACGCCCCCGCCGACCCCGACCCCGACCCCCCCCGGCCCCGCCCCCACCCCCACCCGCCGCUCCGGGGUGUCCUGGCUCGGACCUUCGUCUACGCAGAGAAACGUCCCCAGGUACGUGAAUUCGGGAGCCCACAGGAGUCCUUAGGAGACAGAGGACCUGCCCCCGGAGCUGGGGGGUAAUGGGGUGCAUGGGACUUACCCGAGCCAAACGCAGACUCUAAAAACAGACCUACCCCCAGACCAUCAUCCCAAGGUUGAAGAAGAAAACAAUACAAACCGCAACUAACCUUAAUUAGUUUUGCGUUGACUGACCACGGUGGACUCUGCGUGCUCACUCGGAGGCUUUCACGGCGGGACUGCACGCUUGGGUGACUAGACCCGGGGAUGCAAUAGAGAGUUCGUGCCUAGGGCGCUCUUCUGGAGAAGCCACUUUUCUCCUUCCUUGGGAAAUUCAGCCUCCCAGGGCCCUGGCUUCGGUUCCCUCUGUGCCAGAUGAGGAGCCCCACUGGAUAACCGUGUGCGCUAAGUCCCAUCUCCCAGACGCCCCAUCGCUUAUCAUUCACAGUCCCGCUGCCUGGCAAGUGGCAAAUGCUAAAACAGGGCCCACCGACUUGCAGGUCGUGGUUUUGGCGCACGGGAGGGACCCCCGAUAACCCCAUUCUCACACAGGCACUCAUAACCGAGGCAUUUGGGUCAUCUUACAUAUAUACAGUCAUUACAGCCACAAGCAAGAAUCACCAGGACCAGAGAAACCUGCCUGUCACUACCAGAUACUUUAUUUUUUAAUUUACUUUUUUUUUUUUUGAUACUCUAAAAUAAGUGCAAAGUCACCACACUCCCAACAAAAAAAUGCCAUCAUUCAGAAAAUAUGCAAUUUGGGUCUUAGCCUGAACUGGGCCCGACACACAGCUUUGCUUCUUCCUAGCAGUGUCAUCCUAGGCAAAGUACUUACCUUCUCCGGGCUCAGUUCCUCAACUGUAAAUUAGGGGCAACACUACCUGCACUUAGGAAUAAAUAAAGUGGCAAAUGAGAAAUUCCUUAGCACAUUGUCCCUAAUCUCUCCCUCUUAAAUUCCCUAUCUCAGGUUAUGACACAGCAUAAGGAAUUUCUGAAUACUACAUUUAUGAUAAUCUAACUUUGAAAGCUGGGGAAAAAAUGAGGAUGUGAGAUUUGGUAUGUCAUAAUACAAAACCAAAGGAACUGUUCAUUGCUGACCUAUCUGCAAAAAAGUUUAGAUGCUAAUGGUUCAAAACUCGAUUUCUCUAAGCAAACAAAGCAUGGGGGCACCUGGGUGGCUCAGUCAGUCAAGCAUCUACCUUGGGCUCAGGUCAUGAUCCCAGGGUCCUGGGCCAUGUCUGGCUGUCUGCUCAGCAGAUAGCCUGCUUCUCCGUCUCUGCCUACUGUUCCUCCUCCUCUCUCUCUCUCUCUCUCUCUCGCUCUCACUCUCUCUGUCAAAUAAAUAAAUAAAAUUUAAAAAAAAGAAAAGAAAGCAUGGAUCUUAAAGUUAGAUAAGCAAAAAAACAAAUUAAGCCUAUUUCUGAUGUAGCUACCUUGGGGAAUGUUUACCAGCAAUCUGGCUUCAUCUCUGAUGAAGCUUGGGGCACAAGAACUUCUGAGCCCAUGUCAAUUCUUGAUUCAGUUCCUUUGCUUCUGAACCCUUUGAAAAAGUGUCUAAAAGCCCCUCAAAUGCAUUCUUCAAAAUAAGUGACUACAGUUACAUUAGGUACCAACCCCCCUAAUCCCAAAACACCAUAGACUAUGAGAAGAUGCUGCCAAGGGUAGGAGAUAGAAAGGAGAUAUUUGGUGCCUGUAUUAGUCUGUUCAGGCUGCCAUAAUAAAAUGCCGUAGACUAGGUGGUCUAAACAACAGAAAUUUAUUUUCUCACAGUCUGGAAGCUUAAAGUUCCAGAUCAAGGUGUCUGGUGAUUACAGUUCCUGGUGAGAGCUCUCUUAUUGGCUUAUAGAUGAACACCUUCUCACUGUUUCCUUUUUUUUUUUUUUUUUUUUUUUUUUAGGAACUGUGUGAGAUGCCUGGGUGGCUCAGUUGGUUAUGUGUCUGCCUUUGGCUUUGGUCAUGUCAAGACCCAGAAUUGGGCUUGCCACUCAGUGGGGAGUCUAAUUCUCCCUUUCCAUCUGCCUCUCCCCCCCCCCCCACUUAUGCUCUCUUACUCUUUCUCUCAAAUAAGUAAAAUAUUUAAAACUAAAUAAAUAAAAAUAAAAAUAACUCUGUGCCAUUUCAUGGGUGGAGGGGCUAGGAUUCAGGCACUUGGAGGCCUCAGGAGCUCUGCUGGGCAGUGCAAAGGAGUUCUCCUCCUGCUACUUCCAUAUCUGGUCUUUGAAUUCUUCUCGCUGUGUUGAUCCUCCUUCUCAGGUGGCCAUAGCUCCCUCUUCUGCUGUAUAGCAUAGUCCUUAAACCACCUGGCCUGUUUGGCAAUCUAGAACAUAGCCCCAGGGAAGGUGAAGUAGCAUGUUUUCUGAAAUACAUCCAGCUUCACCCCCAUCUUGUUUUUCCAUCCUCUUCCUCUUAUAAGGAUAUCAGUCUCAUUGGAUUAGUGCUCUACCCUUAUGACCCCUUUUAACCUUAAUUGCCUCUUGCUGAGAAAGGCAGUCUCAUGCAUGCAGUCUUUCAUAAUAUGACCUUGGCUUGGAACACUUCUUUACCAAGAGAUGAAAGAGUCCUCCCAGCUUGUGCCAGAUAUUUUGCUCUAUAUGGGACUUUGUGUAUUCCUUUAUUUUGUUUAAGACACCUAAGAGUUCUUUUACCCUUCCACCAUGUGAGGAUACACUAAGAUGGCCAUCUGUGAACCAGAAAGCUACCCUCACCAGCCACUGAAUCUGCUGGUACCUUGAUCUUGGACUUGUCAGCCUCCAGAACUGUGAGAAACAUAUUUAUGUUGCUUAUAAGCCACUCAGUCCAUAGUAUUGUUCGGGCAGCCCAAAUGGACUAAGACACUUAUACUAUACACUCAAAACAGUUUUCCAAGGUUACUUAGGUCAUUUUCCUUUUUCUUAGACCAUUCAGUGAAUUUAUGUCAUACACCUAAUGCUUAGAUUCAGUUGUCAUAGUCUAUACUCCAUCAUAAGAUCCCCUGACAUCCUACUUGAAAUUUCGGGGGUAAAAUGUACAUGUAAAAAACUUCAGUCUUUGUGUACUAUUCUAUUAGUUUUAAAGGUCAGUAUGUGAUGAUAAAGAGGUCAAUUCAUCAAAAAUAUCUAACAAUUGUAAAUAUUUAGGUAUCCAACAUCAGAUAUAAUACCUAAAUAUAUAAGCCAAAUACUACCAGAACUAAGAGGAGAAAUACAAACCAAUAUAAUAAUAGUUGAAGACUUUAAUAUUCCAUUCUCAACAAUGAAUAAAUUAUCCAGAGAAUCAAUAAGGAAACAGGCUUAACACUAAGACCAAAUGGAUCCAAUAGACACAAACAGAACAUUCCAUCCCAGAGCAGCACAACACGUUCUUCUCAAGGGCACAUGGAAUAUUUUUAGGAUAGAUCAUGUGAGGUCACAAAACAAGUCUCAACAAAUUAAGGAAAAUAAAAUUACAUUGAGUACCUUCCAACCACAGUGAAAUGAAAUUAGAAUUCAAUAACAGGAGGAAAACUGGAAAAUUCACAAAUACAUGAAAAUUAAACACAUUCCUGAACUACCAAUUAAUCAAAGAAGAAAAUAAAGGGAUAUAAAAAACAUUUUGACAGAUGAAAAUAAAAAGGCAAAAUAUCAAAAUUUAUGGGAUGCAGCAUAGUUCUCAGAAUUGUCAACUAUAUUUAAAUUUUAGAACUUUAACUUAAAAAUAAAAAGCAUCAGAGCAGAAGGAUCUAUAGUCUAAGGGGCAGAAUAAAGGGGUAAAAAGGUAUGCAGGGAGGGACUGAUAACUGAUAGAUGAUCAGACUUGUGAAACUACCUGGGGAAACCUUCUUAAAUGUGUACAGCAAACCUAGUGAAAUAUCUGGAAAAUGAAGAGUGGGUAUAUAGCAGAUCACAGGACUGAAAAAAAUAGGGCAGUUUUCAAUUCCAAGAAUUUUUUUUUAGAUGCAAGAUGGGGCACCCGAGUAGCUCAGUCAGUGGAGUGUCCGACUCUUGAUUUUGGCUCCAGUCAUGAUCUUAGUAUUGUGACUGUUGUGAGCUAGAGCGCCACUACUGGCGCCAUGCUCAGCAGGGAGUCUGCUUGAGAUUCUCUCUCCCUCUCCCUCUGCCCCUCCUCCCAUUCACAUGGGCA